This is a messenger RNA of Neltuma alba, 301 nucleotides long. RefSeq lists its product as uncharacterized. The record is from RefSeq and is a predicted model, not a curated record. The transcript has a single exon. The coding region runs from base 1 to 138 and encodes 45 amino acids. NCBI's taxonomy places the organism in Eukaryota, Viridiplantae, Streptophyta, Magnoliopsida, Fabales, Fabaceae. Gene Ontology annotation, biological process: negative regulation of cell population proliferation.
AUGAAGAGUGGAAGCAUGAGAUCGGGUUCCAAGAAGAAGGUAUCAUGCAGAAGGCUCGGAGGGUACCUUAGAGAGCAGAAAGGAAGGCUAUAUAUUAUCAGAAGAUGCGUCGUCAUGCUUCUCUGCUGGCAUGACUGAUGAUGAUGAUGAUGAUGCUCUUUAACUUCAAUUAUCAGAAUCACCAAGGCAUCAUCAUGUUCUUUAAUUUUCUUUUAGGGCUUUUUCAUUCUGUUUCUUUAUGAAUUAUUACCUAAUAUGUGAAUAGCAGAUCAAAAGGCAAUGUUUAUUAGGGUUGAUUAUU